AUGACGGGAGUAGUGGUGCCUAUUGUCACCACUUUAGUAUACACCAUUGUCGACCCGAAUAACCCAUCUUCCCUGACGGUGACCGAGUUCUGCACCACGUUAAGACCACCGCCAUGUCGUCACUGUCAGUAUCAAAAGUCACCAACGGUGGAGAUGACAACUACUGAAGUUGCAUAUAAUGCUUGCGGCCAGCAAGGCGAAAACACCAUCAUCCUACAUGUGCCAGCAAGGGCGAUUGCGGCAUCACACACCAAGGAUCACCCCGCUCAGAAGACGGAUCGAGUGCUAUACCAUGAGCCUAAGCCCCAUGUGCAGGGAGAUGCCCCUGGACAGAAGACUCACCCAGAUGAAGGAGAUUCUCACGCUGGACACCAACCUCAGGGGCUUUCACCUGAGGCUGGAAGCCAGUCAUACGAAGGCGGUGAUCAUGAGGCUGGCUGGCCUUGUUCUUCUGUAAAUAUUCAAUUUGGCCAUGUUGAGUGGCUAGUUUCUUCUUCAAAUUUUUGUAAAUAA
Molecule: messenger RNA, 513 nt
Organism: Fusarium sp. VM40
Lineage: Eukaryota; Fungi; Ascomycota; Sordariomycetes; Hypocreales; Nectriaceae
Source: the annotation of a GenBank genome assembly